AUGGAGAUGAAAAAACACGAAUCUAGAGACUUCGAUCAUCAUACCCCCGAUAAACUGCAAUGUGGGACAACGAUUUCUCUUUCCCACUUGCCCCCACUUCUUCAGGACAUUGCAACCCAGGAGCUAGAAGCAUUAGAAAAACGAUUAGUGAGAAGGCUCGACAUUCGGUUGAUGCCCAUGUUGGUUUUGAUCUACAUAUUGAACUAUCUGGACCGAAAUGCAAUCGCAGCGGCCAAACUUGCAGGCAUAACUGAAGACCUCGAGUUAUCAUCAGUCCAGUUCCAGACUUCCGUCAGCAUCCUAUUCGUGGGAUAUAUUCUGAUGCAAGUUCCUUCCAACCUCUUUUUGAACAAAGUGGGUAAACCUGCCAUCUAUCUUCCUACAUGUAUGGUUAUAUGGGUAAGUCAAUACAGACGGAUAUCCCUCCUUCUGAGCCUCGAGUUAAGUAUUAUUCAAAGGGCGUUUUAUGCGGAGCAAGCGGAGCAGUCCAAGACUUUCGUGGUCUGGUCUCAUGUCGGCUUUGUGGAAGCUGCCUAUUUCCCUGGCUGCAUGGUGACAUUAAGUGCUUGGUAUACACGCAAGGAACUAUCACUCCGAACUGCAAUCCUCUAUUGUGGCUCCCUUCUGGCAGGGGCCUUUUCCGGGCUGAUAGCUGCGGGAAUAACUGACAGCAUGGAUGGUGUGCGUGGGCUACGAGCGUGGAGAUGGCUCUUCAUUAUUGAGGGGACGAUCACAGUUGUUGUCGCUUUUAGUGCUUAUUUCGUCCUUGUCAACUUUCCACACAACACGCCGGGUAUAUCGGCCCAAGAAAGGGAAUUGGCUUUAUGGCGCCUGCAGAAAGAUAUUGGUGCCCAGAACGAGGGAGCGGAAGAAAACCCGAGUUUGGGUGAGGGCUUCAAGCAAUGUGUGGCUGACUGGAAGGUUUGGUUUCUGGUAACCUUAGUCUUUGGAGCAACAUCUAGUGGCACCAUCAAUAGUUUCUUCCCAACUGUUGUGGAAGGUCUGGGCAAGGACCGGAUUCAAACUCUUCUAUUGACCGUCCCGCCUUAUAUCCUCGCCUGCAUUGUCGCGAUGCUGGUUUCUCUCAACGCUGAUCGAUCAGCAUUUAUCAUUGGUAUUACUUGGGUUGCGAAUACUCUACCACGCCCGUCUUCGAAGAAAGCUGCAGCACUUGCUUUUGCCAACGCGAUUGGAAACUGUUCGUCAAUUUAUAGUCCAUACCUUUACCCGAGCAGUGGGGCUCCACGCUUUGUGCUUGCUAUGAGUGUUAACGCUGCAACCUCAUUGCUGUCCAUUGCGACUGCGACUAUAUUCAGGUUCCUCCUUCAGAACCUCAAUAAGAAGUUGGAAGGUCAGGAUGUUGAGGAAUGUGAGGAAGGCGGCCGACGCAAGGAGAGAUUCCGUUACCUUUUGUAA
Messenger RNA from Penicillium samsonianum, 1416 nucleotides. RefSeq lists its product as uncharacterized. NCBI's taxonomy places the organism in Eukaryota, Fungi, Ascomycota, Eurotiomycetes, Eurotiales, Aspergillaceae. Gene Ontology annotation, biological process: transmembrane transport. Bases 1 to 1416 code for a protein of 471 amino acids. The record is from RefSeq and is a predicted model, not a curated record. Gene Ontology annotation, molecular function: transmembrane transporter activity. Gene Ontology annotation, cellular component: membrane. The transcript is spliced from 8 exons.